GCGCACUGCGCGUGAGAGCAAUGCAGAAGCGGCGCCGUCCGAGCGGAGCAGUGCCAAGCGGACGGCCAGCUCCAACACCCUGCGUGCUGUGAAAGCCGCAUACAAGGUACCAUCUCGGCCGGGAUCGCCGGAUUCCCACGACGAGGUGGGCUUGGCCCACUAA
This is a messenger RNA of Symbiodinium sp. CCMP2456, 163 nucleotides long. Lineage: Eukaryota; Dinophyceae; Suessiales; Symbiodiniaceae. The record is from the annotation of a GenBank genome assembly.